Messenger RNA from Selaginella moellendorffii, 768 nucleotides. Its product is annotated as pentatricopeptide repeat-containing protein At1g31430-like. Gene Ontology annotation, biological process: RNA modification. The record is from RefSeq and is a predicted model, not a curated record. Lineage: Eukaryota; Viridiplantae; Streptophyta; Lycopodiopsida; Selaginellales; Selaginellaceae. The coding region runs from base 1 to 768 and encodes 255 amino acids. The transcript has a single exon. Gene Ontology annotation, molecular function: RNA binding; protein binding.
AUGAGUUCGACAAUCCCCAACGCUAGAACUUUCGUUGCUCCACUGACUGCUUGCACUUCGUUAGCAGCGAGGGCUGUGGGAAGCUGCAACUGGCUGAAAAGAGGAAAGUCGAUUCAUUCCCGGGUGAGACGUCACGGGCCUGCUGCAUUUUGCCAAGCUUGGCAUACAUAUCCACCAGCGUGUUCUGGACGAAAAUGUUGUCGCAGCAGCUGCUUGUCACUCGACAAGAUGAGCAGCUGCAGCGUGGUUUUCUGGACUGCUCUGAUGCAAGGAUACGUUGAUAACGGGAAGAGCGAAGUCGCACUGAAACUGUUCGAAGGCAUGGCCGAAGAAGCUGAAGCUCCUCCGGCUGCUAGAACUUUCGUCACUGCAAUCACAGCCUGCACUGCUUUGGCAGCCGAGCAGAAAUGCUUGAAUCACUGGUUAGAGAAAGGCAAGAGGAUUCAUCUUCAAGCAGUGAGGAACAGAUGCUGGGACGUUUACGUGGAGACUGUAGUGGUGAAUCUCCUCGCCAAGUGUGGCAGUAUGGCGGAAGCUCAAGAAGUUUUUGACAAGAUGGUGAAGCGGAACGUUGUUUCAUGGACGUGCUUGAUACAGGGAUAUGUCGACAAUGGGAAGAACAAACGAGCUCUGGAGGUGGUGUGUGAGAUGGAUCUGAACGGGGUGACAAUGAACUCUGCGACAUUUGUAGCUGCACUCACGGCCUGCGGAAGUUUGAUGGCUGCUGGUGAAAGAAAAGCGGAGCAAGAACAAUGGAUUUCACUUUAA